AGGGGGGGCGUGUCCUGUCGGCAGUACCAGCCAGACAGCGAGGCUCUGGCCGCUGUCCUGUGCAACUUCCUAGCCGCUUCUUCAGCCCUUGAGCGGGCGCCCUCACCGCGGUUGAUAAUGUUGUGCUUGUGUCCGGCUCCGGAAGCGAGCCUCGUUCCUCCCUCGCCGCUUCUCUCCUCUUGACUGCCGGCUUUGGUAGCGCCAACGCAGACUGUGCUUGUCUGAAGCUAAGCCGGACCGCUCCGCCGCUUCCUCCCCCUCUCCUCAUCUCUCGGCCCAGAGAGCAGCUCAUGGAGGCCCCGGUGGAGGAGAGAGAACCGCCGCCGAUGAACUCUUUUCCUCUGCCUACUCUCACGCCGGCCGUGCCCCCUUACGUGACCCUGGGUCUGACGGUGGUCUACAGCGCCUUCUACUCGCUGCUCUUCAUCUUCAUCUACGUCCAGCUCUGGUUGGUGCUGCGGUAUCGACACAAGCGCUUCAGCUACCAGACCGUGUUCCUGUUCCUGUGCCUGCUGUGGUCGGCCCUGCGCACGGUGCUCUUCUCCUUCUACUUCAAGAACUUUGUGACGGCCAACACUUUGGGGCCUUUCCCGUUCUGGCUGCUCUACUGCUUCCCUGUGUGCCUGCAGUUCUUCACACUCAGCCUCAUGAACCUCUACUUUGCACAGGUUGUGUUCAAGGCCAAGUCCAAAUAUGCACCGGAGCUCCUGAGGUACAGACUGCCACUGUACCUGGUCUUCCUGUCCAUGAGCCUGGUGUUUUUAGCCGUCAACCUUGUUUGCGCCAUGCUGGUGAGGACGUCGUCUGCAGAUGCUCACACGGUGGUGCUGGUGAGGGUGGCCAUCAAUGACACCCUCUUUGUCCUGUGUGCUGUGUCGCUCUCGCUGUGUCUCUACAAGAUUGCCAAGAUGUCCCUGGCCAACAUUUAUCUGGAAUCCAAGGGGACGUCGGUGUGCCAGGUAACCGCUAUAGGGGCCAUCGUCAUCCUUCUGUACACAUCCCGGGCCUGCUAUAACCUGGUGGUCCUGGGGCUCUCAAACAAGAGUAUCAACUCCUUUGACUACGACUGGUACAACGUUUCCGACCAGGCCGAUUUACAGUCUACUCUGGGCGACACCGGCUACGUUGUCUUUGGGGUGGUCUUAUUCGUAUGGGAGCUGCUCCCCACUUCUCUUGUGGUGUUCUUCUUCAGAGUUCGCCAGCCCGACCUGGACAGGAGUGGAUCUGGGAUUCCCGGCCAUGUCUUCUCCUCCAGGGCUUAUUUCUUCGACAAUCCUCGGCGUUAUGACAGCGACGAUGACCUAGCGUGGAGUGUUAUGCCUCAAAACAUCCAAGCCAGUUUGGCUGCCGACAGUUACGAGUGGGGGAGCCAAAGCAGCAGCAUCAGCGCUUACAUGGGAGGGGACGACGUUUACCACCUCCCCCUUCCUCCAGAGGAGCUCAGCCAUUACUGAUAAGGAAUCACAGUGGUUUUCUUGACUCCUGGUUUUUUUUGCACUGUUAUCCUAGUGAAGCACACUGGACUUGAUACAUUCAUAUUAGUUCUAGGCAAGAACUAACACACGCCAGUAUAUGAAGGACCACCGCUAAAUGAUUUUUCACACUCCAUGUACACUCCAGGGCCCAAUAUGACUGCUCUUUUUUUUUUUUUUUUUUUAGUUUAUAUUAAUAUAUUUCCUGACCUUUUGCAUUGUGCACUGUAUUUGUAUGUCAUGUGUUUCUUUUCAUACAGAUUUGUUAAUAGUAGUUGUUUAACUCAUUAAAACAGUCAAAUUGUAAUGUUUUUUAUUGUUUUUGUAAUACUGUGUACUGUAUUUUGGGUAUUCAUACUUUUUAGUAGUGGCCUUUUAUUGUGGCCAUCCUAAGACACACCUGUGCAAUAAUCAUGCUGUAACCGGCAUUUUGAUUCAACAUUGGAGACAAAUCUUUUCUGUAUACAGAAAUACUUUUACAUUUUUGAGUUCAUAUUGUGAAAAAAGUUUAUAUUUUUUUUUGUUGAGUGUAGUUUAAUCAAAAAAGUAUAUAUUUUGUAGUAUUGAGGCCACAUAAAUAUGUUUAGCUUACUUACACAGUACUGACACUAUUUUCAAAAUAGUUCAAGUUCAAAAUGUAUGCCAAGAGUACCGAAACAUUCCAUUUUGUUAAAAUAGAAACAUUCAAGUGAGCUGGAGCCUAUCCCAGGACACACUCAACUACUUAUUACAUUCACACCUCCAGACAUGCAUGUUUUUGGGAUGUGGGAGGCAAUCGGAGUACCGGAAGGAAAAUUCGGAUCUUCUGACUGUGAGGCACAAAUGCUGCCAAAAUAAAACAACAGCUUCCUGAGCAAUAAAAUUACCAUCAUGUGGAACUGAGAGGCGUGCAAUGCCACUGACCUCCAGCAGAGGGCAGCAUUCAACUACAUUUGGUGCUAUACUCUGCUAAACGUUAAACCUCAUGGAGAUCUGUUGGUGUUUUUGAAUACAGGGUUUCUGAAUGAAGUCAAACUUAAGACCAAUGUCUGUCAUUAAAAGAUGUAUUUAAUUCAUUUGUUUCCUCCUUAUUGCAAACUCAAGCACAUUUGCAAAACAGUAGAAUAAAAACAGCUGAUUCCAC
Doryrhamphus excisus (bluestripe pipefish) is the source of this 2595-nucleotide messenger RNA. It is a transcript of the gene gpr137ba, whose product is annotated as G protein-coupled receptor 137Ba. Gene Ontology annotation, cellular component: lysosomal membrane. Lineage: Eukaryota; Metazoa; Chordata; Actinopteri; Syngnathiformes; Syngnathidae. The record is from RefSeq and is a predicted model, not a curated record. Gene Ontology annotation, biological process: negative regulation of bone resorption; negative regulation of osteoclast differentiation; positive regulation of TORC1 signaling.